CCAAAGGGGCACCGACUCUCUCCCAGGGGAAGCCCCACUAAUGGAGUCUGCGUCUGCAGGGGAUGAUUUGGGGAAUUUAUUAACACAAAAUUAUUUAUGGGUCAGAGAAGAAGGUGGUUCUGGUUGGUGGGUCUUGCUCAAUUUUCUCUACACACCAUCUUCCUUGUCCCCACUCCAAUCCCGGAACCCUCCACCAUUUGCGAGAGAGAGAGAGAGAGGGCAAGAAAGUUACUGGUAAACAGAAAACCAAUUUAAAAGAUAAUUGAAAUUCUUGCAGAUACGGCAGCAAUAUAGUUGCUGCUUUCUUCCUUCGCUUUAAAGUCGACACCAUCCACAGACACCGAGAGAGAGAGAGAGAGAGAGAGAGAGAGAGAGUUCUUCUUCAGAUCUGUGUCUGAGUUUCUUCUUGACUCGGGUUGACUCGAUUUGGAAUGGUUCCUUCUACAGCUUAACUCUCAACUGGUUAAAGAGAAGACGACGACGACGACGACAAUGUCUUGGAAGAGCAGAGGAGCCGAGACAACUUCGAAGAGUGUUGUUUCGCGGAAACUGACUCUUCUGCUCUGUAUCGGAUGCUUCUGCGCCGGAAUGCUCUUCACCGACAGGAUGUGGACAGUGCCAGAAGCUAAAGGAAUUCCAAGGAAAAUGGGGAACGAAGAUGAAAGGCUAAAAAUUUUGGAUGGGUGUGAUCCAAAUCUAAAGGAUGGAAAGGAAGAGUCAAAGGACAUAUUAGGGGAGGUGUCAAAAACUCAUCAUGCUAUACAAACACUUGAUAAAACAAUUUCGAAUUUAGAGAUGGAAUUAGCUGCUGCAAGGGCUGCCCAGGAUUCUAUUCUUACUGGUUCUCCCAUAUCUGGAGACUUGACGAUUGCAGAGCCUACUAAGAAAAGAAAAUAUCUCAUGGUCAUAGGUAUCAACACUGCUUUUAGCAGCCGAAAGAGAAGAGACUCAGUCCGUGCUACAUGGAUGCCACAAGGUGAUAAAAGGAAGAAACUCGAGGAAGAAAAGGGUAUCAUAAUCCGAUUUGUAAUAGGUCACAGUGCUACUUCAGGUGGUAUUCUUGAUAGAGCUAUUGAAGCAGAAGAUAGGAAGCACGGAGACUUUUUGAGGCUGGAACAUGUUGAGGGGUAUCUUGAACUGUCAGCCAAGACAAAGGCAUAUUUCACUACAGCUGCGGCUCUGUGGGAUGCAGAUUUCUAUGUCAAGGUUGAUGAUGAUGUUCAUGUAAAUAUAGCAACACUUGGCGCAACUUUAGUGAGGCAUCGGUCCAAACCCCGGGUGUAUAUUGGAUGCAUGAAAUCUGGCCCUGUCCUUGCUCAGAAAGGAGUAAGAUAUCAUGAACCUGAGUACUGGAAAUUUGGUGAAGAGGGAAACAAGUAUUUCCGUCAUGCUACAGGACAGCUAUAUGCUAUUUCAAGAGAUUUGGCUACAUAUAUAUCAAUAAAUCAGCAUGUGCUACACAAGUAUGCCAAUGAGGAUGUUUCCUUAGGAUCUUGGUUUAUUGGAUUGGACGUGGAACAUAUAGAUGACCGGAGAUUAUGUUGCGGAACCCCACCUGAUUGUGAGUGGAAAGCUCAGGCUGGCAAUAUCUGUGUUGCUUCCUUCGAUUGGACCUGCAGUGGGAUCUGCAGAUCUGCUGACCGGAUCAAGGAGGUUCACCGCCGGUGUGGGGAAGGUGAAAAUACUUUGUGGAGCGCAGUUUUCUAACAAGCAAAAUCUCUUCCAACCUCUGGAGGAGGCAACAGAUCCAAUCUUGUAUCUACAACCAGAAACAGGUCAAUACACGAGCUUGUAUCAGGAUUAUGAUCACGAUGAAUUGUGACACGAACUUGUAAAAUAUGAGUGUAGGAGAGAGCGUGAGAGGGGCUGAAGGAUUCUUCUCCGUUUUAGCCAAGGAGAGAGCCUUACAGCAACACGAUAGAGGAGCAAGACUGUGUAAAGCCCCAAUUGGAGGGCCAUAUUCUUUCUUGGACAUUAGUAUCACAAUAAGUAGCAAUUCAGGACUGGCAUGUGCUGCUCUUUGCUUCAUCUGUUUGAAACUUUGAUUAGUUUGAUCUCCUUUCCUUAGUGAUUAAAGGCCCUAUCUUUCAUGUA
Messenger RNA from Diospyros lotus (date-plum), 2094 nucleotides. Its product is annotated as probable beta-1,3-galactosyltransferase 2. Gene Ontology annotation, molecular function: hexosyltransferase activity. The coding region runs from base 493 to 1707 and encodes 404 amino acids. Lineage: Eukaryota; Viridiplantae; Streptophyta; Magnoliopsida; Ericales; Ebenaceae. The transcript has 11 exons. Gene Ontology annotation, cellular component: Golgi membrane. The record is from RefSeq and is a predicted model, not a curated record.